Molecule: messenger RNA, 828 nt
Organism: Melozone crissalis (California towhee)
Lineage: Eukaryota; Metazoa; Chordata; Aves; Passeriformes; Passerellidae
Gene: TMED6
Product: transmembrane p24 trafficking protein 6
Exons: 6
Coding region: 1-828 (275 amino acids)
Biological process (GO): intracellular protein transport; endoplasmic reticulum to Golgi vesicle-mediated transport; Golgi organization
Cellular component (GO): endoplasmic reticulum; Golgi apparatus; endoplasmic reticulum-Golgi intermediate compartment
Source: RefSeq, a predicted model, not a curated record
AUGCAGCAGAGGGUCACAGAAUCAAAGCCAGGGCUGGGAGAAGUCUUGUCUAGGACCAGCUGCUUCCCCCUCUGUCCUUCAGCUGCAGCUGCUGCACUGAGUUGCUGCACCCCGGGGAGCAGGAGGAUGCUGCUGCUGCUGCUCCUGGCUCUGCUGGGCCCCACUGGCUGCCCCAGGACCGAGCCCCUGAGCGCUGGCUCCAGCCAGGAGCCGCUGUUCCGCGGCGCCGACCGCUACGACUUCGCCAUCGUCGUCCCCGCCGGCACCGCCGAGUGCUUCUGGCAGUUCUCACACCAGGGAGGAAACUUCUUCUUCAGCUACGAGGUCCAGCGGGCGACGGGGGUUGGCAACAGCAGGAGCAUCCUGGUGACAGCGAGUGACCCCAAUGGCUUCCAGCUCGGAGUGUCCCAGGACGUGCGAGGACAGAUCAACUUCCUCACCAAGGACACGGGUUUCUACCAGCUCUGCUUGGACAACCACCAGAACCACUUUGGCGUAAUGCAGGUGUAUCUCAACUUUGGUGUGUACUACGAUGACUUCAACAUGGAGCACAAGCAGCCAGCAGAGAGGAAGGAGCUGAACGACACCCUGGAGGCAAUUGGGGCGAGCAUCCAGAAGCUGCACAUGCACACCUUCCACAUGUGGCGCUUCUACAACUUUGCCCGGAUGAGGAAAUGGGCUGACUCCUUCCUCCUGGAGUCCAACUACAACUACAUCAACUGGUGGUCCAUGGCCCAGAGCUGUGUCAUUGUCCUCUCCGGGGUGCUGCAGCUCUGCUUCCUCAAGCGCCUCUUCCAUGCCCAAACCUCGGGCGGCCAGAGGUGCUAG